AUGGCAUCGCCCAACCCUGUCGUAUUCUUCGACAUCACCCUCGGCGGCGAGCCCUUGGGACGAGUCAAGAUGGAGCUGUUCUCCGACGUCGUGCCAAAGACUGCCGAGAACUUCCGUCAGUACUGCACCGGCGAGACAAAGAACCACCUGGGGCAUCCUCAAGGCUACAAGGGAUGCAAGUUCCACCGUGUGAUUCCCAACUUCAUGCUCCAGGGAGGUGACUUCCUCAAUGGCGAUGGCACUGGCUCGGCUUCGAUCUACGGUACAAAGGCCUUUGCUGACGAAAACUUCAAUCUGAGACACGAUGUCGCUGGUUUGCUCUCCAUGGCAAACUCUGGUCCAAACACAAAUGGCUGCCAGUUCUUCAUCACGACUGUGCCGCUACCUCAUCUCAAUGGCAAGCAUGUCGUCUUUGGAAAGGUUGUCGAUGGCAUGGACGUCGUGCGAAAGAUCGAGAACGUCAGGACCAAUGUGACAGACAAGCCCAUCCAGGACGUCGCUAUCGCUCAGUGUGGAGAGAUGUAA
This is a messenger RNA of Aureobasidium namibiae CBS 147.97, 525 nucleotides long. RefSeq lists its product as uncharacterized. Gene Ontology annotation, cellular component: intracellular membrane-bounded organelle. The record is from RefSeq and is a predicted model, not a curated record. Gene Ontology annotation, biological process: protein folding; protein peptidyl-prolyl isomerization. The transcript is spliced from 3 exons. Gene Ontology annotation, molecular function: peptidyl-prolyl cis-trans isomerase activity. Bases 1 to 525 code for a protein of 174 amino acids. Lineage: Eukaryota; Fungi; Ascomycota; Dothideomycetes; Dothideales; Saccotheciaceae.